Molecule: messenger RNA, 1881 nt
Organism: Talaromyces atroroseus
Lineage: Eukaryota; Fungi; Ascomycota; Eurotiomycetes; Eurotiales; Trichocomaceae
Exons: 3
Coding region: 1-1881 (626 amino acids)
Biological process (GO): protein phosphorylation
Molecular function (GO): protein kinase activity; ATP binding
Source: RefSeq, a predicted model, not a curated record
AUGAGUACGAUACAGAAUUUAAAGAACUUUAUUCGCCAUGGCAAGCAAGCUCGCCUGGUGACCCCUCAUGCAGAGCCCACCACAGAUGUCACAGCCGUCCACGCACAACAGCAACGUCAACCGCAAGGGCAAUACGCCAAUAAUCUCGAUACUAUUGACCAGAAACAUGGCAACGGACAAACAACCACGCAGCCGCAGUCGCGGUCGCAGCAGAAAGCUGCCGACUCGCAAAGCAAAGUGUCGCGCGCUGAUAUCGAGAAAUUGGUGGCCGAGGAACGACAGAGCAAGUCCAAGAUGCCCAAGUAUCCGGGACUAGAUCGAUACAUUUUGGUUGAGAAAAUGGGCGAUGGAGCCUUUAGCAAUGUUUAUCGAGCCAAGGAUACCCUGAACCGCAUGGAGGAAGUGGCAAUUAAGGUUGUGCGGAAGUUUGAAAUGAAUAGUAACCAGCGAGCCAAUAUCCUGAAAGAAGUCCAGAUUAUGCGACAAUUAGAUCACCCCAAUAUUGUUAGCUUGAUCGACUUCUCUGAAUCACCCCAAUUCUAUUACAUAGUCCUUGAGCUCUGCCCUGGUGGCGAGCUCUUCCAUCAGAUCGUGCGAUUGACAUAUUUCAGCGAAGAUCUUAGCCGCCAUGUCAUCAAACAAGUCGCCGAAGCUAUUGAGUUUCUUCACGAGACUUCCGGCGUGGUCCAUCGUGAUAUCAAACCUGAAAAUCUACUAUUCUACCCCUGCGAGUACAAGCCCACCAAAAAUCCCAAGCCGCGCCAACCAGGCGAUGAAGAUAAAGUAGACGAGGGAGAAUUCAUUCCGGGUGUGGGUGCAGGUGGCAUUGGCAAGAUCAAGAUUGCCGACUUUGGUCUUUCCAAGGUCAUUUGGGACAGUCAAACAAUGACGCCGUGCGGUACCGUGGGCUACACGGCUCCUGAGAUUGUUAAAGACGAGCGAUAUUCGAAAAGCGUUGAUAUGUGGGCAUUAGGCUGCGUGCUAUACACGCUUCUCUGUGGCUUCCCUCCUUUCUACGACGAAAGCAUCCAAGUUCUCACAGAAAAAGUUGCCCGAGGGCAAUACACCUUCUUGUCACCGUGGUGGGAUGACAUCUCCAAGUCUGCCCAGGAUCUCGUAUCACAUCUCCUCACCGUCGACCCGGACAAACGCUAUACCAUCGGUCAAUUUCUAAACCAUCCAUGGAUUAAGCAAACGGAUGAAACAACACACGCAGCUGCCGACGCACCCCCCCUCGCCACACCUCAAAUCCCCCGUCAAAAGGAGACCGCCCAACAACCACAACACACCAUAGAAAUUGAACAAACCCCUCUAUCAGCCACGGAACGACGUUUGCAGGACUUCCGAUCUCCCGGUGCAGUCAAUCUCCGCGAAGUCUUUGACGUCGGCUACGCCGUCCAUCGCCAAGAAGAAGAAGGCAAACGACGCAAAAACUUCCGACAAGGAUACCGCGGCGCCAAUCCCACAACGGGCUUCAGCGCCCAACUCAACCCGCUCAACGAAGACUACGACGACGAAGAGGAAGAAGUAUACGACACCAACAAGGGCGACCAACGAGAACCACCCGCUAAAAUCCCACGCUCGUCCCAAGUAGGCGCCAGCGACGUGGCAGCCAUGGAGGCAAAACUCCGCUCGACAAAUUUGGGUACUCAACCCAGCAGCGCCGCCCAGGCAAGACAAUCAGUAAGAAACGGAGCGGGAACCACCGGCCAGAGACAGCCACAGCAACAGGGACAAGGCUACGGCCAGCACAGUGCGGCAGUUGCAGCAGCAGCACGGCAAAACGCGGCGCGCGCUGCUAAGCAGCCAUUUGAACUAAAUAUGGCGAAUGCGACGUUACUAGAGCGAAGAGGGAGGAGAGCGCCCAGUCAGGUUGUAUAG